This is a messenger RNA of Drosophila eugracilis, 3075 nucleotides long. RefSeq names its product coatomer subunit beta' (gene beta'COP). NCBI's taxonomy places the organism in Eukaryota, Metazoa, Arthropoda, Insecta, Diptera, Drosophilidae. Gene Ontology annotation, cellular component: COPI vesicle coat. The coding region runs from base 131 to 2875 and encodes 914 amino acids. The transcript is spliced from 4 exons. Gene Ontology annotation, biological process: intracellular protein transport; retrograde vesicle-mediated transport, Golgi to endoplasmic reticulum; intra-Golgi vesicle-mediated transport. Gene Ontology annotation, molecular function: structural molecule activity; protein binding. The record is from RefSeq and is a predicted model, not a curated record.
CAGCCAGCUCUGACACAUUAACACGGUCAAGAAGAAGAGCAGCAGAGGCAGCAGCAAAAGAGUUUUCCUGGUCUCGCCGCAAUUAAUUAGUGUUUUCGCAGACAGCCAUAGUUUGCCCAAACCGUGGAAGAUGCCUCUCAAACUGGACAUCAAGCGUCGCCUGACGUCGCGAUCGGAUCGGGUCAAGUGCGUUGAUCUCCAUCCGGCGGAGCCGUGGAUGUUGUGCGCCCUGUACAAUGGCCACGUACACAUCAUGAAUUACGAGAAUCAGCAAAUGGUAAAGGAUUUCGAGGUCUGCGACGUGCCUGUGCGCUCCGCCCGCUUCGUGGCACGCAAGAACUGGAUCCUUACCGGAUCGGAUGACAUGCAAAUCCGGGUGUUCAACUACAACACGCUUGAGAAGGUGCACUCGUAUGAGGCUCAUUCGGACUACCUUCGUUGCAUUGCGGUGCAUCCUACACAACCAUUGGUACUGACAAGCAGUGAUGACAUGCUCAUUAAACUUUGGAACUGGGAGAAGAUGUGGGCCUGCCAACGUGUUUUCGAGGGUCAUACGCACUAUGUCAUGCAGAUCGUGUUCAACCCGAAGGAUAACAACACCUUCGCCUCUGCUUCCUUGGAUCGCACGGUAAAGGUAUGGCAACUGGGUUCGAACUUUGCCAACUUUACGCUAGAGGGACAUGAAAAGGGCGUUAACUGUGUGGACUACUACCAUGGUGGCGACAAACCCUAUCUUAUUUCUGGCGCCGACGAUCGAUUGGUAAAGAUUUGGGACUACCAGAACAAAACCUGCGUGCAAACUUUGGAGGGACACGCGCAGAACAUCUCAGCCGUUUGCUUCCAUCCAGAAUUGCCCAUCGUUUUGACAGGAUCCGAGGAUGGUACCGUUCGUAUUUGGCACUCAGGAACUUAUCGCCUGGAGACCUGUCUUAACUAUGGCUUUGAGCGUGUUUGGACUAUUUCCAGUAUGAGGGGUACAAACAACGUGGCCUUGGGUUACGACGAGGGUUCCAUCAUUAUUAAGGUAGGCCGCGAGGAGCCGGCAAUGUCGAUGGACGUGGUCGGAGGCAAGAUUAUCUGGGCUAAGCAUUCGGAAAUGCAGCAGGUCAACUUAAAAACAAUUGCCGAUGGAACAGAAAUUAAGGAUGGCGAGCGCUUGCCUGUGGCCGUAAAGGAUAUGGGAGCUUGCGAGAUCUAUCCGCAGACUAUUGCCCACAACCCCAACGGUCGUUUCGUCGUAGUUUGCGGUGACGGAGAGUAUAUUAUUUACACAUCGAUGGCGCUGCGAAACAAGGCCUUCGGGUCCGCCCAAGAAUUUGUGUGGGCGCUGGAAAGCAACGAGUAUGCCAUCAGGGAGAAUAACGGCACCGUUCGCCUCUUCCGCAACUUUAAGGAGCGCAAGAGUUUCACCCCUGAGUACGGAGCAGAAAGCAUAUACGGUGGCUACUAUUUUGGCGUAAAGACCUCCUCCGGAUUAGCUUUCUACGACUGGGAGACAUUACAGCUGGUGCGACGCAUAGAGGUCCAGCCAAAGAACGUGUUUUGGAACGAGAGUGGUAGCCUAGUAUGUCUGGCCACAGAUGACUCUUAUUUUGUUUUAGGUGUGGACACAGCUCAGGUUGCCAAUGCUGUUGAGUCCAAGGAAGGGUUAGAAGAUGACGGUGUGGAAAGUGCCUUCAACGUAUUGGGCGAGGUUUCGGAGUGCGUCAAGACAGGCUUAUGGGUUGGCGACUGCUUUAUCUACACCAAUUCAGUAAACCGCAUUAACUACUAUGUAGGUGGAGAGAUCGUAACAGUAUCCCACUUGGAUCGCACAAUGUAUCUGCUGGGUUAUGUGCCCAAGGACAACCGCAUAUAUCUGGGUGACAAGGAGCUGAACGUGAUCAGUUUCUGCUUGCAGCUAUCCGUGCUGGAGUACCAGACGGCGGUGAUGCGCCGAGACUUCGAACGCGCGGACAUAGUGCUACCCACCAUUCCUAAGGAGCACAGAACCCGCGUGGCACACUUUUUAGAGAAACAGGGCUUCAAGUCCCAGGCACUGCAAGUAUCUACCGAUGCCGACCACAAGUUCGACUUGGCCCUGCAGAUAGGAGAGUUGGAAAUUGCCCUUAAGCUGGCCCGCGAGUCGGAGAAUUCCCAGAAGUGGUCCCAGCUGGCGGAUGUGGCAGCGAGCAAGAACAAUAUGGCUUUGGUAAAGGAAUGUAUGCAGAAGGCGAACGAUUUCAGCGGUCUUUUGCUGCUUUCAACCGCUUCUGGAGAUGCUCAGUUGCUUGAAGAUGUUGGCACCGCCGGUUCGAUACAGGGACGCCACAAUCUCGCCUUCCUGGCAGCCUUCCUGCGUUCGGACGUGCAACGUUGCUUGGAGAUUCUCAUCGAUACUAACCGCCUACCAGAGGCAGCGUUCUUUGCCCGCACCUACCUGCCAAGCGAGAUGUCGAGGAUUGUGGAGCUGUGGCGCGAAAAGCUUGGCAAGGUCAAUGAAAAGGCUGGUCAGUCGCUAGCUGAUCCGGCUCAGUAUACAAAUCUCUUCCCGGGCUUGGGCGACGCGCUGCGCGUGGAGCAAAAUUUGCAGGAGGAGCGGGCACGUAAGGCGCCGGCGCGCCUAGCCGCGCAACUGCCCCUGAACAGCGAGCGAAAUCCCCUCCAGGAACUUAUUGCCGCCGAGCAGGGUGGUGCCGGUCAACAGCCGGAGGAGAAGGUGAAGCCAACUUUCGUUCCCGCUCAAGCUGCUAUUCCCAGCAGCCAGGUGGCCGAGCCUACCUCCGCCGCGGAUGACGACGACGAUUUAGACUUGGAGAUAGAUGGCAUCACGUUGGAUGACAAUAUUGAUACGACAGAUGUGAACCUGGAUGACGACUUUUUAAGCGACGAUUAGGGCGGGAUCGAAUCCAGAUCUAGAAUACCAUAUAAAACUAUCGUUUACUGCUACGGGAGUCCCACAUUUUGAGCCACAGAAUUCCGCGCAUACAUUCACAUUUGAUUUGAUUGAAUGUUCUUUAAAUAUAUAUCUAUUAAUAUUAUGUACAACAGUAAUGGAGCAAAAACUGCAAUAAAUACUUAUACAACAAAUUCAAA